AUAGUCAAGUUUCGCACCUUUUGCGGUACACUGAGAUUGCCGUUCGCCCGCUCUUGUAUAUUUCAAAAGCGGUCACACUGGUCUACAACGUGUUUACAAAACGUUGUUUAGUUAAUUUACCGCGAAUAACACAAAAUGGUUGAACUGGAGGGCUAUGUAGUGGUGCCGCUACGCACAUCGCCCAAGGCGCAACAUUGCCACAGCGUCUACAUGCGGGAGCACUUCAUCCGGCUGAUGGAUCCCAACAAACCCAAGGGACGCACACUCUUCCUGGUCAACGUGCCGCCCUACGUGACGGAGGACAGCCUGCGCACGGUCUUCGGCCGGGCGGGAAGCAUCGAGACUGUGGAGUUCGCCGCCAAGCCGGGCAAGGAGGAGACCAUCAAGUGGUACGAGGGCACCGGCGAACCCUUCUCCACCACUCGUCCGCCCUUCGCCUUCAAGGUGGCCUACAUAGUGUACGAGAAGAGCAGCAGCAUCGGCAAGGCCUUGGCGCUGCAGAGCAUCGACCUCUUCAACAGCAGCGGCGAGUGCAUCGUCAAGACCGGCAUGGAGCUGUGGCACGAGGAGUACGAGACAAAGUACAUCCUGGAUGCGCGGAAAACGAAGCUGCAAAUCAGCAAGUACAUGGCCGGCUACGACAAGAGGGAGCGGGCGGCGGCGGAGGCGGCCAAGACCGGAGAGGCCGACGCCGACGGAUGGGUCACCGUGGGCAAGGAGGGCCGCAACGCCGGCUUCGAGCAGAAGGCGUCUGUGAUUGGACGCCUGGAAGAGAAGGUGGCCAAGGGUAACAAGACCAAGGAGCUGAAGAACUUCUACACCUUCCAAAUACGCGAGAGCAAGAUGCAGAACAUCGUCGAGAUGCGCAAGAAGUUCGAGGAGGACAAGCGAAAGAUCGAGCUGCUCAAGCAGUCGCGCCGCUUCAAACCGUUUUAGUCCGUACGCAUAGGUUAAGCAUCGAAUAAAACUUCUUUACGACACCAGAA
Messenger RNA from Drosophila teissieri, 986 nucleotides. Its product is annotated as ribosomal RNA-processing protein 7 homolog A. Gene Ontology annotation, molecular function: RNA binding. Gene Ontology annotation, cellular component: UTP-C complex; CURI complex. The transcript has 2 exons. The record is from RefSeq and is a predicted model, not a curated record. Bases 136 to 936 code for a protein of 266 amino acids. Lineage: Eukaryota; Metazoa; Arthropoda; Insecta; Diptera; Drosophilidae. Gene Ontology annotation, biological process: rRNA processing; ribosomal small subunit assembly.